Molecule: messenger RNA, 432 nt
Organism: Parathielavia appendiculata
Lineage: Eukaryota; Fungi; Ascomycota; Sordariomycetes; Sordariales; Chaetomiaceae
Exons: 1
Coding region: 1-432 (143 amino acids)
Source: RefSeq, a predicted model, not a curated record
AUGCCGCGAGCAAAGUCCAAAGCCAAGGCGGUCGUCAUGUACGGCCGCACUUACCAUCCCGAGUUCCCGCCCUCUGAGCAAGACGAUGUCGAGAAGAUCACCAAGAGGUUCAAGACGAUGACGAAUAGCGAGGCUGCAGCCGUUGAGAUUACGGAAGAGGAGCUGCGCAACUUUGCCAAAGUCUUCCCCCGGCUCUACCAGGUUGCCCCAAAAAAUCAGGGGCGCCCCCAAGCCUGGAAGGAAGCACGCCAAGACGACAUCCAGGGCUGGGAAGUCGGCGACUUUUUCAAAACCAAGCAGGACGACGAGAGAGACGGCACCAUUCCCAGGAAGGCUGGUGCGCCCCCCGAAGCGGUCGAGCAGUUGAAGCGGCAGGGUGAGCUCGGGGCUGCUGCCCGCAAGCGAUCCCCUGGACAGCAGCAGCAGGGGUGA